UCCGCGCGCUCCCUUCUCCGCGCGCUCCCUUCUCCGCGCGCUCCCCCCCCCUUCUCCGCGCGCUCUCCUGCUUCCCAGUCGCUCUGAGUUGUGCAAACUGUCGCAAUGGCGCAGGAGCUGAACGGCCUCACGGACGAGCAAGCGUACGCCGCCUGUUCCGAGCCGGACCCCGAUACCCAGGAUUUCAUUAUGCAACAGACCAUGCUGAGAGUGAAAGAUCCAAAAAAAUCUCUGGAUUUUUAUACCAGAAUCAUUGGAAUGACGCUGCUGCAGAAAUUUGACUUUCCCUCAAUGAAGUUCACACUUUACUUCCUGGGCUUCGAGGACAAAAAGGAAAUCCCGAGAGAAAAGAAUGAGCACAAGGCCUGGACGUUCUCUAGGAGAGCCACCAUCGAGCUGACGCACAACUGGGGCACUGAGGUUGAUGAAAACCAAGCCUACCACAAUGGGAAUUCUGACCCCAGAGGAUUUGGUAAAAUGAAGGGGCUUGCUUUCAUUCAGGACCCAGAUGGUUAUUGGAUUGAGAUUCUCAGCCCAAACCAAAUGCUUACCAUAGUCCCUUAGGUGUGAAGCGUGAACUAUGAGACUCGACAACAAUUUGGAUACACUAGACAACAUCACCUGCCCCAUGCAGGACAGAGAUUUGCCACAACUAUAAAUAUAAUUGUACUGUUUUGGAAUUCAGGCAAACUGGUUUUGUGAAUAGUAUUUUUUAGCUUGUCUCUGGGCAGUCAAGACCAGCUUCCUGGUAAAUUAUAAAUUGUAAAGGAAGUUUGCAGCUUGAAUGUUCUACACGUAUGAAGUCCCCAAGAGCCGAAUGUGUGAAGCCUGGACUAAUCAUGUUUAAAGUCAAGAGUUGAUCCUAAUUCAUCAAUUAUUUCUUCCUUGCAAUUUUCACCAAAAGGAGCAGGGUAAAAUGAAGUUGAUUUUUUUAAAAUUUUGCAGCAUAUAUGUUUAGAAGCCAGUUUUAAAUUACAAAUCCCCAUUUCCAUUUCUGUUGGAGUACUUUCAAAUUCUAGUGUCAACUGUAAAUUCAAUGCCAAAAGGAUGGAGAAAAUCAACCUCAGUUCUUGCAAUGAGCGAUUUUAACUUGGAAAAUCCUGAAGUGGAUUGUAGUUGGUGAAAAUUUGUCUUGAUGGAGAUAAUCUGGGACCCACAGCUGUUUAAAAUUGUUAACGAGAAAUUGUUCUAUUGGAAGUUGCUUUCCUUCCAGUCUUAAUUUAACUUCUAUUAGCAAUAUGAAAUAUAACUGCAGUAUUAAAGACUAAUCUGUCACCACUGCCCAGAAUUU
Messenger RNA from Amblyraja radiata (thorny skate), 1291 nucleotides. It is a transcript of the gene glo1, whose product is annotated as glyoxalase 1. NCBI's taxonomy places the organism in Eukaryota, Metazoa, Chordata, Chondrichthyes, Rajiformes, Rajidae. Bases 106 to 564 code for a protein of 152 amino acids. The transcript has 5 exons. The record is from RefSeq and is a predicted model, not a curated record. Gene Ontology annotation, molecular function: metal ion binding; lactoylglutathione lyase activity.